Messenger RNA from Pantherophis guttatus, 8854 nucleotides. Lineage: Eukaryota; Metazoa; Chordata; Lepidosauria; Squamata; Colubridae. The record is from RefSeq and is a predicted model, not a curated record.
GCAAACAUGAACAUAUUUUUUAUUUUAUUUUAAAUAGAAUUGUUAAAUUGACCCAUAGCGAGUUGUCCCGUGGCGAAUUGGCCUGUGGUGAGUUGGCCCCAGCAAGUUGGCUGUGGUAAGUUGUCCCGUUCCCGACAAGAAAUAGGCAAAGGUGUACAAACCCCUAGGAAUUUAGGAGUUUGGAAGUGUGCGAAAGAGAAAGCUUGCUGUACCCGGUAGAGCUGUGCAAAAGAUAAAAGAGUCUACUUCUGUCUUUUGCACAGCUUCUCGGGGGACACCGUGCUAGGAAAAAUUGAGAUGAGGGUGCUGCCUAGAAGGGAAAAAAAAACCCAGCUGCUUUCCUUGCUACUCGUGGCCUCUCUUUGAAGAAGCUGGUGGUGAGGCCCAGAGAAGUUAUAAUAGGAAGAGUCACUGCUACCCUGUAUUGACAGGUGGCCCCAGAUGUAUUUAUUUAUUCAUCACAUUUAUAUAACCACCUAUCUCACAUACAUGACAUAUGAUGCUCUCAGAAGAGGCCCAGAGAUAUUAUCAAGCAAUAAUCUGAGUAGUCACUGCUGUCCUGUACUGGCAGCUGGCCCCAAAUGCCCCCAGAAGUGUAUGUUCCACAGCGAAUGUAUGAGAAGCUGUUGCUGUUUUCAAACCAUGAGCAGGAUAUUUUGUCUUCCAUGAUUAUUUGUUCUGUACCCUGCCUUUCUUCCAGGAACCCAUGGUGGUGGUAUAGAUUCCCAUAUAUGGUAUACUUCCAAAACAGCCCGCUGGAUAGGUUGGUUGAAAGGGAGUUAUUAACCCAUCUUCAUCCAGUUACUUUACAUGGAGUUGAACUUGAACUUCUCUCUCUGGGACAAACAUCUUCACCCCAUGCUUGAUUACCUUUCCUUCCUUUCAGGAAGGUUGUACUUACAUGAGUAUACCCCAUAUUCCUCUCUGCAAUACAGUGGGAAGAAUUAUUCAUUACAACGUGCAUGCUACAAUGAAUAGGAGCCAGCAUGGAUUUAUUGUAAACGCAUCAUUCCAGAUUAUGUUAUUUCCUUCUUUGUUGGAGUUACUAGCAUAGUAAAUCUGGGGAAUUUUGUAGAUAGAUUGUAAUUGGACUCAGCAAAGCCUUGGAUGGAGUGUUGAUUAUAUUCCCUUUCACAAAAUGCUAAAUUAUAAACUAGAUGAUAGACUCGCAAUUGAGUGAACAGCCACACCAAAGAAUGAUCAUUAAUGGCUCCAACUUGGGGGAGGAUUCUACCUAAUGGAGGGCCAGACAACUCUGCGGUUCAACAUUUUUUAUCAGUAGCUGGGUGGGGAUGUUGAAGCAAUAUAGAUAGUCCCUGAUUUACAUAAUGGAGUCUGUCCAUCAUGAUCAUAAGUUGUGAAUCAUUUGAUCAACACAGCGUUACUAUCUUUUUUGUGGCAGUCAUUGAACAUAGCAGUUGUUCAACAAACCCAUGGUUUGCCAUGGAUGCGGUUUUGCAGGAAACUGGAAGUAAAUGCUGGGUUUUGGCAAAACCAUUGUGAAACACAGUCACAUGCAGGAUACUGCAGACAGCCAUAAAUGCGAUCCAGUUGCCAAGCACUGGAAGUUUGGUCACAUGACAAUUGGGGAGUUACCUUCAGAAUUUCAAAUCCAGGCCAUAGCUAGCCCCAAGGUAGCUCCAUUAUAAUUUUGAUCAGUCUCAAAGCAACUGGUAGUAAGUCAAGGGCUACCUGUUUUUAAAAAGUCUGCAGAUGGCCCAAAGCUGAGUGGGACUGCUAAUACUUUAGAUAAAAGACAAGAUUUUAAAAUAUCUAUAGACAAGCUUGAGAAGUGACCUGAAAUGAAUGGGAUGGAAUUUAGCAGGGAAGAUUAUAAAAUUCUGAACUUGGGCAGGAAAAAUAUGAGGCCCGAGUACACGUAGUCCUUGAGUUACGACCACAAUUACACUCAAAUUAUCUGUUACUAAGCAAGACAGUUCUUAAGUGAGCUUUGUCUCAUUUUAUGACUUUUCUUGCCACAGUUGUUAUGUGAAUCAGUGCCUGAUUGUAUGAGCUGUCAACCAACAGAAUAUGAAGUAUCCUUUUGCUAUAGUCUCGAUGCUGUGGUGGCUCCUGCAGCAAUCAGAGGUUGAGUUAGAUCAACCCAGAGCUGAUCUUCUUUAAAGUGUAGUGUAGUGUUCAAUAAACCCCUGCCAAUUCACAUUUCCCUGAUUAUUGUUCUAAUCUUUUCUCACUGGCUGAUAUGACAAGUUGGACUAGUUCCCCACCCGAUUGCCACUGAGAAUGCAAAUAAGUGAUAAGAUGAAUUCACUGCCUUUUCCAUAUGCAGCAUCUAGAACAGAGGUGGGUUUCAGCAGGUUCUGACCAGUUCCGGAGAACCGGUAGCAGAAAUUUUGAGUAGUUCAGAGAACCGGGAGUAAAUAUUCUGACUGGCCCCACCCCCAUCUAUUUUCUGCCUCCCAAGUCCCAGCUGAUUGGGAAGAAAUGGGGAUUUUGCAGUAACCUUCCCCUGGAUACAGUAUCCUUCCCCUGGAGUGGGGUGGGAAUGCUGAUUUUACAGUAUCCUUCCCGUGUCAUGUUCACCAAGCCACAUCCACCAAGCCAUGCCACGCUCACCAAGCCACAUCCACAGAACCGGUAGUAAAAAUAUUUUAAACCCACCACUGAUCUAGAAAGUACGAGUGAGUUGGCAGGAAUGGCUGCAUAUAUGGCUGCAUGUAUAACACUAAACAGGACCAUCUACUAAAUUCACCUUGUCUGAUUUUAAGCUAGAGAUGGGAGAUAAGAAAAAAUACCUUCUCUAACUUAAGGCAAUUGUAGCCCUUGAUCUGAAUGUAAAAGUCCUGUUCAAUCAAUCAUUUGAAACAUCUAGUAAGAUCACUAUGUUCAUGUCUGCUAUCUGGGGAGGUUGACUCAGAAAAAGAGACUUGCACAAUGCAUCUUUUUGGGCAGAUUUGCUGGGUCACUGCUAACAAGCAUCAUAUCUUUCCAUGGUUCACACUUAGUUUUCAAAGCUUCUCCCCAUUAAUAUUAGAAAGAAAGAUGCAGUUUCACAGCAGGAUGGAGAAGAUAGUUUCAUCUGCAUCAUCUGGCUCUUUCCUUUGUGUGGUAUAUUCACCUUUUUUUCCCCCUGGUGAGUAAGUUGAUAAACUGCAGAAGACAAUACCUUGCUUCACCUCUUAAACCUUAAAAAAGGCCUAAAGCUGGGCACUGCUUCCAGGUAAGAAAUAUUGCUUCCCUUACCACAACCCCUUGCAAAGUGAACGAGUUGAGUGAAACAGCAAAUCAAUGGAAUAGUUUCCUUGUUUUACUUUAAUACCAUGCAUGGUCUUUGUAGCUUUUCUAAUAGCAUGCAGGGUGGGAUAGCAAAUUAACAAGUGUGCUUCACCUGCCCAAAAAAUAUCAAAAUCAAUUUCCUUAAUGAAAAAAAAAUUGCUUGCUUCAGCCUCCCCCACCCUCCACCCCCCAAUACGCACACACAAAAGAGAGGCAAUUGCCUUAGCAGGCUGAAGGGGACACAUUUCCUUUGUUUUCCCUGGGUUUGCUAAUUGGUGUGUUUCUUCUUUUCUAACCUGUGGGAGGAAGGAAAUGUUGCCUCUCAUUCAUGCCUGCAAAAAUGGAUUAUAACAGUUGGGUUGGUCAGGAUGCUUCACUUGGAAUUUUAGCCCUAAAAGGAGAUCCCUCAAAAAGUAAGCUUCCUGAACACUGAUAUAUUUAAAGCUAUGUAUGUAGAAAUAGGUAUUUUGUGGUUUCUGUCAUUGUAUCUUUCUUGAAUGCCCCCCCUCCCUUUUUUUCCAUUUCUCUAUUUGUUUCCCCUUCCCUUUCCUCAUAUAAGCAAAUAGUCAGCAAAUAAAAUUAAUGUCUCCUAAAUUCACUAAGUGUCACUGUUGUACCAGAAUUGAAAAUCUCAGUUUCUCUACAACAUAGUGGGACUAGCACUUGAUCAUUUUUUGUAGAACAUUGAAAUGGAGACUGCUGAAAGAUAAAUAUGCUUUUUCUUUUUCUUUUGCCUCUUUCAAUUAUGUAUAAGAAAUAAAUGGAAGGAAUAUAUUUAUAAUCUGUUGUAUUUUUAUACUGCUGUAAUUCCAAGCAACUACCAGUGGAGUUGCAAGUUAAAUUGAUAUAUAAAACAGAUAAAAUUAAGAAUUAAAACCAUGUAGGAAACAUAGUCAUGACCAUACUAUUUCCUCAAUGCCUUAUGGAAUAAUUUCCUGAAAGCCAGCAGCAAGGAUCCCCCACCCUUAGUGCAGGUGCUGCAACCAAGAAACAUUGCCUGUGAGACCCUACCCUCAAAAUCAAUAGAUUUUGACGAGUGUGAAGGAGGAGAGCAGCCCUGAAGCUGCCUAAAGGGAAUUAUAAAUUAAAAUUCCACUGCACUCAGAAAUCUAUUGGCAGUCAGUGAAGUUACUCCAAAAUAGGAUUUAGAUGACUAUAGAAACUCUGCUUCACUGAUACAUGGGCUGCUGCUUUUUGGAUCAAUUUCUGGGUGGUGCUUCAAAGGCAGCCCUAUGGACAACAGGGGAGAGACGUUAUUUUCCUCACUGCUACCAACUGGGACUGUCUGGUUUGGAAAGAAUGGAACCACUGGAGCAUAGUGCCUGCAAUUCCCAACCCUUGCAGGAAGUCCAGAAUAAUACAAUAAUCACUCCCUCCAAUUGAGACCCUUACAAAAGUCAUUGAACCAAAUGUCCAGUGCCGUUUCUUAGUGUCAUUUCUCACUCUUCUUAUUGCCACAAUGGAGGCUUGAACAUGGGCUCCCACCUAAUGUUCACUCAUCUUCCUUUAUUUGUGCUUCAGGUAUCUUCUACAGCUUCAUCUUCUAAAGUUCUUGUAAGCCCAAAAUUAGCCCACAAAUAGAAAGCAAUCAUGAAUUUCCAAAUUCCAGAUACCUGUUCUGUCCCCUCCCACGAGUGGCCUUGCAGAGGCUCAAAUAGCCCGGCAGUAACAAAUGCAGGCUAGAGAGGCUGAAGCUGGCCCUUUAAUAAAUAGUUUUCUUCCAAAGAGUAUAUCAGUCCAAUAGUUACCGGGCAAUGUUCCAAAGCCUUGGCAGACGGCCAGCAGACUAAUGCAGGAAUGCAGACUCUUGUCAAAAAAACUCCAAACUAACAGUUGUAAAUCCACUGCAUCCAAAACGCCAACAAAUUGUUCACCACGCCUUUCCAGCCCAGUCACACCCCUUUUAUACUUUGUAGGGUGUAGCCCUACGUCUCCUAACCACACCUCUUGGGACAUGGCAAUAGUUGUUUCUACGAUGUCUCCUACGUCUCUCUCUUGCAUCCAAUAGGGGCUCCCCCUCAUUGUUCCCGGCCUCUGUUUCCUCCUCAAUUUGGCUGGGAUCCAGAGGCACGUCAGCAACUGUCAGUUCUUGCUGACUCACCAGUGAAGACGGCCCCUCUGGCACAUAGCUCGUGACAGCUUCCUCCUCCUCCAUAUCAUCCUCUGACUCAGCAUGCGAAGAUAAAUCAGCCUCCGGGUUGGGGUCACAACAAUACCUAGCAGAAUUGCUUACCAGUUAGGGAAAAUCCUCAAGUGCCUUUUGAAACCCUCUAGAUUUGUUAGAUGCCUGGGACAUACCAUCCAAAUAAAUCCAUCCACCCCACACAAGGAGUGGCCAGUAAGAAAUCUCAUUUAGUCCAGGAAUUACAGGUAGCCCUGGCAAAAAUGUAGAAAAUUGUGAUCACAUCACAGGAUGUUGCAAAUAAAUGCAAGUUGGUUGCCAAGGACCCAAAAUGCAGUCACAUGACCAUGAGAUAUAUGUGCCACUGCUGGAACUCCAGAACUAGGACGGAAGUUCCUUUGGGAAGGGGGAGUUGCUAUAACUUUGGUCACUAAGUAACUUAUCAUUAAGCAAGGACUAUCUGUAUGUGACAAUCAAAAGGACUUCGUCUAAUGUCCUCCCAUACCCAGAUCACACACCACAACCAUUCCAAAGUAAGCUCAAGGUCUAGCAUGCAUCAAUUUUUGUGUCUCAGACUAAAUAUUACAUUAUUAACGGUCAAAGGAAAUUGGUGCUAGAUAAGAGUCAAUGGAAUUCAAGGUGGGCUGGACUUAGAUCUCUUGUGGGUGCGAAGAAACUCAAGACUAAUAACACAUUUGACCCCUCUCUCGGGCUUAGCCUGGUCAUCUCUUACAGAUAGUCAUGACAGUUAUGAACUCCGGGUCCCUUCCUAGAACCUGUCUCUAGGUGCAAAGACUGAAUUACUCUAGUACUAGUUACGGAUUUUCUUUUUACAGUGACAAAGAAGAAAACCAGAGUAAUGGACCCCAUCAUGAUCGAACCAGCAUUUAUAACCCAUGCAAUUUAGUUGAUGGAGUUUACUGCCUCCCAAUAGGACACUGGAUUGAGGUUUCUGGGCAUACAGAUGAAAUGAAACAUACAACUGAUUUCUAUUUUAAUAUUGCUGGACAUCAAGCUAUUCACUGCUCCAGGAUUUUGCCAAAUCUGUGGUUAGGAAGUUGCCCUCGUCAAGUGGAACAUGUGACUGUCAAACUUAAACAUGAGUUGGGCAUUACAGCCAUAAUGAACUUCCAGACUGAAUGGGAUGUGGUUCAGAAUUCCUGGGGAUGCAACCGCUAUCCAGAACCAAUGAGCCCAGAAGUUCUCAUGAAGUUGUACAAAGAAGAAGGUCUUGCUUAUGUCUGGAUGCCAACACCAGACAUGAGCACUGAAGGAAGAGUCCAGAUGCUGCCUCAGGCUGUCCAUCUCCUGCACGGGCUUCUGGAGAAUGGCCACACUGUCUACGUUCACUGUAACGCAGGUGUUGGUAGGUCCACCGCUGCAAUUUGUGGCUGGUUAAAAUAUGUACUGGGAUGGAAUUUGAGAAAAGUGCAGUACUUUGUAGCCUCCAGAAGAGCAGCCAUCUACAUUGAUGAAGAAGCACUGGUCCGUGCCGAGGAGGAUUUCUUCCAGAAAUUUGGGCCGCUCCGUUCCUCAUUCAAGCCUUAGCAGCAGCAGCAGCAGAAGAAGAAGAAAUUGCUAGCAGCAUAGUCAGGGUCAAACUUCUCAGAAAUCAUGACCUUAACUCCAAAAAUGCUACCAUUGCCUGAGGAAAUAGUAAGAUGAAAAUGUGAGUGAAUGUGCGUGUAGCAGUCAGGAUACGUAAAGAUUAUGUAGCAGUUUUAGAGAAGGAGAAUUCACAUUGAUCACUGGCACAUUUAUUACUAUUUGAGAGGAGGACUAAUUCUAAUUUGCCCACCCAUUCAUGCCUCAGCGCUUGGCAUAGCCUGAGUUAGGUAGCCAAGUAGGGUCAGGCCCUCUUAGUACUUUGAUGAAAGACCUCUGGGGAAUAUGGUAAGAAGGUGGUAGCCCACCAUUUCCAUACUGCUGCCAAGGAAACAACAAGGACUGCCUGAAGUCAAGUUCAUGUUACUGCCUUUCCCAAGCAUUAUUGUUAUUUAUUUAUUUUUUUAGACAGAGCUGCACAUAUGCAUAUGCAAACACAACCCUGGGUGCUAGACUAGAAAAGAAACUGCAGGUUUAGUCCCUGUGCGUGGAUUAUCUGGUUAUGGCUAAGCGUAUGAAACUUGGUAAACGUCUUAGCCCAGACAGCAGAUUUGAUAGAGAUAUGCAAAGCCUCCAAUGUAGAUUUUAGAAUCUAGAUUUGUUAAUCUAGAUUUGCUAUAAGCCUUAUCUUGGCUAACCUUGGAAGCUGGGCAUGAUAGGAGUUGUAGUACAACAGUUGUGUAAAGGAAAAGAAACAACCUUGUCAUACUUCACAGCGUGGGAGGAGAGCUAUGAUAAUCCAAAAAUCAGAAGGGUUUUGGUACUACAUUUUCCAUUUAACAAAUUUUAUUAAAAGGUAUAAGAUUUGGCAAGUUGAAUUAUGUUUUACAUUUUUUAAUAGGGAACUUGUAAUCUGUCUUGCGUGUAUCUUCUAUCUGCAUACUUAACCUGUCUUCCCCUCUCUUCCCUCCUCUGACCUCAUCCCAAUUUAAAUCCUGCAUCAGUUUAGCCUCUCUGUGCAUUUGAUGAAGUGAGCUGCAACUCAUGUGAGCUUAUGCCCUUUAAUAAAAUUUAUUUGUCAGAAAACUCCUUCUGAUUCACAGUAGAAGCUGUCACUAAAUAAUAAAUCAUAAAUGGUUUUUCUCAUAUAUCCAUAUGUACAGGUUUGAGACCUCCUAUAGGCCUAACCAAACACCUUGGUUUAUCAUUUAUCAAUCACUUGUUCUGGUUGCUUGAAGUUAGACUUAUCCAGGCAGCCCUUCCCGAAUGUCUAUCUACUGUAGUUAGUCAGUAUAUGUUGCUUCUUAAUUUUGGUAUUUUCCAAGCUGCCAGAAUUUAGUCAUAUACUAAAGUAGGUUAUGGAUGGAGAAUCUUCAAUACUAUAAUGUUAAAGGUGUUGGUGUCAGUGCAAUAAACUAUUGUAAUCCAGAUAACAAAUUAAGUAUGUGCAGGAUCAAAGGCUAUGCAUGGUUUAAAACAGAUGAUUAUUAAUGAAUGUGAAUAAUUAAAUGGAAAAUAGUUCAACUCGGACAGAGUUAUCUAUGGGCAUUGUGCAACAAUCUUGAUAAAUCUGUGAAAUUUCAACUGGAAUAAUUUCCAGUUGCUACCAUUAUAUCUGGAAGACUGCUUAUUUGCCCAUAAUCACUUUACAGAGAAGAUGGCAUAAAAAAUUAAUAAAGAAAUAGUGCAGCUGGGAGGAAAAUCUAGAAGCAUUACAGGGUUUAAUAAAUAUGUAUGAUAGCUUGUAGAAGGACAAUUCUUCUAUAUAAAUAUUUUUUGUUUAUUAACUAUCCAUGCAUUGGUUUGUUUAAAAAUAUAUAUUUUAUUCUUUAUUUUUUCUUAAAAUCAUCUUGUAUGCAAAAAUAGCACUGAGUAUGUUUUUAGCUGCAUAUUUGACUUUAUUUCUGAAUUUGGAUGUUGGAUGUGCCAUUAAAUAUUUGAAACACACAA